Messenger RNA from Macroventuria anomochaeta, 6212 nucleotides. Its product is annotated as HEAT repeat protein-like protein. Lineage: Eukaryota; Fungi; Ascomycota; Dothideomycetes; Pleosporales; Didymellaceae. The transcript is spliced from 6 exons. Bases 66 to 6173 code for a protein of 2035 amino acids. The record is from RefSeq and is a predicted model, not a curated record. Gene Ontology annotation, cellular component: Golgi apparatus; membrane; endocytic vesicle. Gene Ontology annotation, biological process: intracellular protein localization; endocytosis; retrograde transport, endosome to Golgi.
GAACGAGCUGCUCAGUCCUACUUAUCACCGACACAUAGACAGGCUACGAGCCUACGAGAUUACUAAUGGCGGCGUCCGACGAACAGCCUGCCAGGGAGGACCCCUCGAACCCUGAGCUCGACGUCAAGAAGCUCCACGCGCUUCCCACCGAACAGCAAGAUCUUUACCUCCUGACCUUCACGUCCGAUCUUGCACGCCAUGUUGAUUCACUCGACGCCGAUGGUGCUUCGGCGCAUCAGAUAUACAUCAAGAAGGAGCUGUUCCAAGUCAUCAAUCUGGCCUCCCCCACGCCCACGCGAGUAAUCCGAAACAACUUGGGACGAGCGUUCUCUGGCAUAUUUGGCAAGGGCGACCGCAAGCUACUCUUUGAGUCGAUCAACGAGUGUAACAGCAUACUCAAUGGAGCAGGCAAGAAUGAGAAGGAUGCCAGGGCGAAGCACGCAGCGGCGCAUUGCUUGGGCUGCAUAUUCGAGGCUGCAGGAGACAGCGCCCAAAACCUGGCGCCGGUAGCUGUGAUGUCGCUGUUGCGUCUUAUCAAAUUCGCGCAAAACUACACCGGGCUCAGGGCGACCGUCUUCAGGGCAGUGGGCAAGAUAUUCAAGGGCAUUGCUCCUUCGACAGAGGAGAAUGUCGCAAGAGAUGCGUGGAAGCAGGCACGAAAUGCGUGUGCUGGAGAUAAGUCGCUACUGGUGCAGUCAAGCGCGUGCUUCUGCUUGGAACAACUGGUCAAAUACACCUCUCUGUUUGACAACGCAACCGACUUCGACAAGCUACAAACUGCGGUGUGGAAGGCGGUCGACAGCAGCUCAGCUACGCUGCGCCAUGCCGCUGCGUUAGCUAUCUGCGCUGCCCUAGUCAAGAACUAUUCUGAGACUGCAGCCGUUGAGGAGCCCAUCAUGGGCAUCACGCGCGUUGGCACAGGCGCUACGAAGAAGAAGAAUAAGAGGAUGUCUACCAUUGAUACUGGUGACGAUGCCAUGGAACGUCCCGAGUCACCCGCGCCCAAGAAAUCGGCUGCGAAGAUCACGUUCACCAUCUCAGCUAUCCUCAGGCUUCUUUCAACUCAGUAUUGCCGAACCUCUACAAGUCAUCGAGCAAGAGCUGGCAUCGCUGUCUGUUACAUGAAGGUGCUGCGUGGUCUUGGGGAGCAGAUUGUCGAAUCCAAGUACAACGAGAUCGCACGAAGUCUGUUCACCGACAUUCUUAGCAACCAGGUCAUCAUACAGAACCGGUACCGCACGCUCAGUGCUCGCAAGUAUGUGGCAGUCAUUCUGGAGACUGUCAUUGGUCGUGAGAUGCUUGGAGAAUCUGGACAGCUCAACGCUGCGAGAUUCCUCGUCAACGAGAUCCUGAAGGAUUAUCCACAAGCCCUGAAAGAGCGACCGGAGCCAUCAAAACAGACUCUCAUCGGAGCACUUAGCACGCUAUCAGCUCUCUUCGACAGCCUAGGAUCUGCCUCCAACGUCAUUGCCGAUCCCUCUCGAGAUGCGCUCAUCCAGAUCCUGCAGCAUCCCAGCUACAGCGUACAAGUGCAUGCAUCGUCUUGUCUACGAUCCUUCGUCCUUGCGUGCCCACUCCAGCUUCUGCCGUCGGUCACGAUAUGCAUGAACAGCGUGAAUCGAGAGCUUGGUUUGCUUGGGACUGGACGACAAUCACCCAGGAAGUGCGUAGGUCUUGCGAACGGGCUCUCUGCAGUAUUGAGCACCUCGACGUCCCAACCGUUACAUGGUUCUGUGGAUGUGAACUCGCGAGUCUUAUCACAGGCCACCACGUUACUGAAGUCGGCUGGCAACUCAGAUGUGAGAGUCUCGGCAACUCAGGUCCAAGUUGCUUGGAUUCUGAUCGGAGGGCUAAUGACUCUUGGACCAAACUUCGUCAAGAUCCACUUAUCGCAGUUGCUUCUACUCUGGAAGAACGCACUGCCAAAGCCGCUCAACAAGGACAACAUGGUCCAGAGGAACGUGUUCGAACUCAGCUAUUUGUCCCAUGUACGGGAGUGUGCUUUGGGUUCGAUCUCAACUUUCCUAGAAUUCAACAGCAGGCUUCUGACACUGGACGUUACGAAACGAUUAGCUGCGAUGCUCCAGAACACUACCAUGUUCCUGAACACACUACCAGCCAAGAAGACCACCGAUGACAUCUCGCAAAGAUUGUCGCCUGCGCUGCAGCUGCACGACUUCGAUCUCAUGGUCCGAAGGAGAGUGCUGCAGUGCUACACUAAGCUCGUAGAUCUCACACCGGCGAGUAGCAAUGAGGUCUUGCUGCAGACUAAUCUGCUCUCUUUCGCCGUUGCCAACUUUGCGGACCCUGACAACUACACCACCAGCUCUUUCAGUACAGCCAUCGCAAGUGCUGCAGGCUCAUUUGAGAGCAUUUGGGAAGUAGCUGAUAACCAUGGAUUUGGCGUCACUGGUCUCGUACGAGGCUUCGACAUUAAGUCUCUACCAGGAGAGCACGACAACAGUACUGGACAUCACUGGUUAGUGAGGCAUGGCCCCGAAGCUACCAUCGAUCGCACACUGCUCUCACCGAUUUGUGGCGCACGCGAACACGAUUCUAUAUCGUUAUAUAAUCCAUCUCAUGACUCUGCUGAGCUUCCAGAUCCUCCUGCCACAGAGGUUGUGAACUCAGCUCUGCAGCUUUUCGCGAUCUGUCUGCCUUUGCAAACACCAAAGGUUCAGGAGAGUAUUUUGGAGCAAAUGACAUCGUUCCUGUCAGCUGGCAGUCUUCAGCGUGACAUCAACAGAAGGACAGCCAUGAUGGUCAACAUUGCCUAUGGACUCUUGUCUGCACUCAAGGUAGCUGUGAAGGAGACGCGCUCUGCUUCUGGUAGUUUGAAAGGAGCAGCAGUCGAGAAGGUCAUGCAAGAGCUUCUACAUAUCUUCGUGAUUCUACCUGAUCCAUUUGUCCGCAGACUGGCUGGUGAGGCCCUAGGCCGACUUUGCAGCAGCUCAGGGAAUGCUCUGACCGGCAGCGAGGUCAACUACCUAGUUGAUCAAAUCGUUGCGAACCGUGAGCCAUUCGCUCGUUCGGGUUAUGCAUACGCAUUGGGCUGCAUCCUGUCGCAACUCGGGGGCAUGGCUGCCAGCUAUCACUUGAAGAACAUCCUGGGGAUACUAAUGUCUCUGGGCAACGAUCCUCAUCCCAUUGUACACUUCUCGGCUAUUGACAGUCUUUCCCGGGUGGCAGAUUCAGCUGGCUUGUCGUUCUCAAGUCACGUCACCGGCACCCUUGGCAUGCUAGCACAAUUGUAUGCUGCAGACUCACACAAUGAAGAGGCUGCAUCGCUAGCCUCAUCAAACAUCGAGAUCGACCUGCCAACCCCGGCCACCGUCGCACGAUGCAUAGACAGCACUAUUAAUGUUCUCGGACCUGAUCUGCAAGAGAUGGCAAAAGCACGAGACAUGAUCAUGACACUGAUCGAUCUUUUCGAGAAGGAACCUGACGAGUUGGUGCGGAUUGAGGCUCUUCGUUGUCAGGAGCACGUAUCGUUGUACGCCCCAGGCCAAAUGCGGUUCACAGACUACGUGAAGCACUUGCAGGCGUCGCUGGACAGCCCCUCUACACAAAUCCGCGAUAUGGCGGCUGAUGGGCUGCAUAACCUCAUGAGACGAAACACCGAAGAGAUCAUCCGUGCGGGCGAUCCUGGAUUGGAAGAUGCUCUUUGGCACGUACUUGACAGACAGCCUGAUCACAAGGUUGUUCGAAACAUCCUGCGCAACUGGCUUCACCAGACCGGACUCACUGACACUGCGGCAUGGGUACAGCGCUGCCACUCAGUGCUCACGAAGACCAAGAAAGUGGAGACACAAGAAGUAAUUGAGAUCAAACCAACAGCUGGCGCAACGGACCUGCAGGACGAAGAGGUUGCUGGAUUCGCUGCCGCCGCGAAUGCACCUGGCGCUGAGGUUGGCCAGGCUGGGCAGACAAGUCAAGAACUGCUCAAGUGGCAGGUCCGAACCAUCGGUAUGGAUCUUUUGAGCGAACUGGUGGCUAUGGUGAGCAAGGAAGCUACUUUCCGAGAGGAGUCCCCAUGCGUUCUGGCCCUGCAGCACAGGGUUGCUGAUGUCGUGCGCAUUGCCUUCUCUGCAUCGACUGCAGGCGUCGUUCAGCUUCGUAUCCGUGGUCUGAAGAUCAUCGAUCAAGUCCUUAAGCUAUUCGGCAAGACUCCGGAUCCCGACUUCGCAGAGGCUACCUUGCUUGAGCAGUACCAAGCGCAAAUUGGUUCAGCACUUACCCCAGCGUUCGCGGCAGACUCAUCGCCCGAGCUUGCAGCAGAGGCUAUCAAUGUGUGCGCAACAUUCAUUGCCACGGGUAUUGUUACGGAUGUAGAUCGUAUGGGUCGUAUCCUCAAGCUUCUGAUAUCGGCGCUUGAGAAUUUCUCAAGCGAAACUGAAGCUGCCGCAAUUGGUGACUUGCGAGGUCUGAGUUCCAAUGCCGCAGUCAUGGUGAAGAUGUCUGUGUUCUCGGCAUGGGCAGAGCUCCAGAUUGCAAGCGCUGAGCAGACAUACUUGGUUGACGUCCUGAGACCACACAUCGCAAAACUUACACCGUUGUGGCUUGCAUCAUUACGUGAGUACGCUCGUCUGAGGUUUGAGCCUGACAUCUCGUCCUCCAUGGGCUCGGCUUCCCUAUCUGGCAGUCUCGACACCAUAUAUGCUGCACUGAACCGCGAGACACUGAUGAAGUUCUACCAAGAAUCUUGGCUCAACCUUGUCGAUGCCAUUGCCAGCUUGAUUGACGAAGACAGCGAGUUCGUUUUCGAUGCCCUCGACGGCAAGACGGAGUUCUCUGAGCUGCAAACACCUACCAAAGCAGACCAUAUCAACUAUCGAGAUGAGCCUGUGGCCUUCUUCUUCGUCCUGUUCGGUCUCGCAUUCGAGGCUUUAGCGGGACGCCCAGGUGACCUCCAGGCUUCGAAGGAGCAGAUCCUGGAGAUACUGCAAGCCCUCAAGAAGAUCUUACGUCCAUCAGUGUCUGGUCAAGCCAUCUACCAGGAGGUCAUCUUCUCGGAGACGAUGGACAUGUUGGACCGUCUGGUGCUGACGGAGGGUCUGACCGUGCAAACAGUAAUCGUAGAGAUCGCCAGGAACCUGUGUCUUGGACACCCAUCCGCCCGGAGGGAUCAAGGAGCACCUGGGGAUGAUCACCUGUCAGAAGACAUCGAUCAGCUGUUUGAACUGACGAAGAUCAUGGUAUUGGUGCUCUCUGGGUUGGUACCUGGUCUAGAAGACAGCAGCUCUAAAGCUCGACAUGAGCUGAACGAAGAAGCCGUCGCCCUUCUAACCACCGCGUUGUCUGCAUUAGUCGAUGCUGCUCAGGUCUUCCCUGCAAUCAUCAAAGCCGAUCUGCAUGCUUGCAUAUUACAUAUCUUUGCCACCAUCUUUGGCACCGGAGCUUGCCAGGCGACAGUCGUGCCGCAAUCGCUUCCCAUCUUCAAGCGCUUCGUCACCAGCCUAACCCGCGAUGCCGAAGCCACCGACGACACCAGCAAGCAACUACGCGCGACAUUAACGCGCUUCCUGACCAUCAUGAGGCACGCACAACAGCGAGAGUUCGAUGCCGCACUUGCCUGCGAGAAGAACAUCAUCUUAGCAACCACAAUCCUCGUUAGCUCUGCAGCAUCAGCCUUCGCGCCCAGCGACCCACUCAUCAAGCUGUUCAUCGACAAUCUCUUCGACUGCCUCGGUACCGUCACAACCUCCAAGGUUGCUGUCGGCUGCUGUCGGUCGCUCCUCCUUCUCCCCAAGAAGGGCGCCGUCGAAAGUAGCAUCGCAGCCCUCAUCCUCCCCCAGAUUCUUUCCUUCCUCGCCAACCCCUCUGGUGUCGAAGGCCUCGAGGAGUCGCGCUCGUUGCUCGCACAGACCCUCGUUACCUCCAUCUCUACACUACCGAAGCCGGAGCAGAGGCAGCUUGCAGUCAAGAUCAUCAUCCCGGCACUUCUUGCGAGAGUGCAGAACGAUGCGAAGACUAGUCAGGAGACGGCAGGUAGGCUGCUGGAGAUCGCGCAAGCGGACCAGGAAGCUUUUAGGGGGGUCGUUGCGGGGCUGAAUGCGGAGCAAAGAGAUUUCUUGCAAGGUGUGUUGAAGAGUGGGCAAGGGCCGAAGAAGGAGGUUCGCAGAGAGGAAGAGGGCGAGCCGACGAUUGCGUUGAAGAUGAACUUUGGUUCUUGAGAUCGGGGUGAGAGAUCGGUCAGGUGUUGAAGAUAGAGG